AUGCCACAGGGACAAACAAGGCACCUUCACAGACUGCCAGGUCCCAGCCCCAUCGCCAUGUCGUUUCUAAUGCCCACCCUGCUUCUGCUGGUGCUGCCGGAUCUCGGAUCUACAGAAUUCAACAUCUCCAGUCUGUCUGGCCUGCUAUCCCCAGCCUUGGCAGAGAGCCUUCUUGUCGCCUUACCCCCCUGCCAUCUCACCGGGGGUAAAGCCAGUCUGACUGUCAGGAGAGUCAAUGAAAGCACAGGAAUGACACACAACUUUACAGUACCCCCCUGCCGAGGGCGAAGGGACCUGGUUAGUGUGGUAUACAACAGUGGAAGCUUCUCCAUCACCCGACUCAACGCCUACCAAGUCACCAACCUGAUACCCGGCACCAAAUACUUUGUCUACUAUUCUGUGGAGAAAGGGAAUGCUGUAGAGUCCAGUAACAAAGUCCAGAUGGCCACGUUGCCUCGCCGAAAAGUGGAGACCCUGGGGCUGGGCAUGGCCCGAACCGGGGGCAUGAUCGUCAUCACAGUGCUGCUCUCGGUCGCCAUGUUCCUGCUGGUCGUGGGUCUGAUCGUUGCUCUGGCCCUUGGUGUCCACAAAUGAGACCCUCGAGUAAGACGAGUACUGUGGAGGUGGAGAUGGAGCAGCACUCACUCCUUGUGGAUUUGGGGUUAUCCUUUCAGCUGACAGACCUUUCUCAUUCCCCCACACAAACACACACACACACCCCACCCUCUCUUCACCUCGUUCCCUCAUACCUACUUUUCUCCCUUGGGUCUCUCUUUCCCUCCCGAUUAGCUCUCCUUCAGUCAGGCCAAAAGUAUGCCAAGCACUGAGCUAAAGGGUGGGGAGAUGGAAACUAGAUAAAUUCUGAGGAGUUUACAAGCUAUGAAAAUGCCCUCCCCUAUCCUGAGAUCCUUCCCAAUCUUCUAAUAGAAUAUUAGAAUUGUGAAGGAAAUGAAGUCAUCUAAUCUGACCCAAACCAUCGAGUCCUCCCUUGUAGCCCCUCCUGGCUCCCUCCCAGGCUGGGCCUUGGUGCCCCCUCCUCCUCUGGCCCCUCGCUCAUCCCCUCUCCCCAACAGCUCCCUUCCUAGAUCAGUGCCACCCGUCCUCCUCUCUCCGCAGCUGAUUUCCUAUAAUAAAGUAUAGA
This is a messenger RNA of Gracilinanus agilis (Agile Gracile Mouse Opossum), 1141 nucleotides long. It is a transcript of the gene UPK2, whose product is annotated as uroplakin 2. Gene Ontology annotation, cellular component: apical plasma membrane. Bases 1 to 594 code for a protein of 197 amino acids. Gene Ontology annotation, biological process: epithelial cell differentiation. The transcript is spliced from 5 exons. NCBI's taxonomy places the organism in Eukaryota, Metazoa, Chordata, Mammalia, Didelphimorphia, Didelphidae. The record is from RefSeq and is a predicted model, not a curated record.